GGCUGGUGCUCUGUGAAUACUUGCUGGUGUAUAAAUUCUCUACAGGCCCCGUCUCAGCCAAUAAUGGAUGUCAUCUCGGUUCUUCUUGUCGCACUCGUGCUUGCAUUGUCUGUUCUAUGGAUGGUGUGCAGCUUCCUCAUGCGCUACUAUUGGGUGCCCAGUGCUCUCCGUGCAGUGAUGGAGAAGCAAGGCAUACGAGGCUCACCCAAUCCUCCAAAUCCCAUCUUUGACGUUUUUGAUGGGAAGCCUGACAUGAAGGAGAUCAGCCACGACAUUCUGCCUCAUGUUCUUCCCUGGGCCGCACAGAACAUGAAAUUCUAUGGGAACGUACACUUGAACUGGUGGCUGCGGGAGCCCCGGAUUGUGAUCUCAGAGCCCAAAAUGAUAUGGGAUCUGUUUAUGAAGAAGCACAAGGAUUUCGUCAAGUCCCACUUCAUCAAACUCUUGUCUGAUGAUAUCUUUCAUAAAGGCCUCUUCCUUGCAAAUGGAGAAGCUUGGGCCAGGCAGAGACAGAUUGUAGCACCCAGAUACUACAUUGACGAAGUUAAGGCAAUGGUUAGAGCUGUGAACAAUGCAACAAGCCAAGUCAUGGCAAAAUGGGAAGCAUUUGUGAAGGACAGUGGAGACGUGGAGAGGGAGCUGGAUGUUCAAGUUGAGUUCAUGUGCUUGAAUGUGGAUGUUGUAGCGAGGACAACAUUGGGGUUGGAAGACAAUGACUUUCAAAACAUUCUCAAGUAUAACAUCACAUUGCUCAAGCUGCAAAAUGAUCAAGAAACCUGGAGCUGGUUACCAUUUGCCAGGCUGAUCCCUUUCGGUAUAAACGUUGAGCGGUGGAAAGUACGGAAACAGCUGAAUGACCUUGUUCGCAAGCAAGUGAGAGAGCGAAGAAAGAAGAUGACAGAAGGCAAUAACAUUGAUUUUAUUGGGAAACUCUUGGAUAAUCCAGAUGUUAGGGAAGACGUGAUUGUUGCCGAGUUGAAAACACUCUAUGCUACAGGGUUUAUCAGCUUGGCCCCACUUCUCUCAUUCACAAUGUUGAUGCUGGCUCUCUAUCCCAGUUGGCAAGAAAAGGCAAGACAAGAAGUUGACCAAGUUCUGGAUGGAGAAGUUGUUAGUCCUAAAGAUGUCACCAAGCUAAUCACGAUUGAGAUGAUUCUGCAAGAGACAUUGAGGCUGUAUCCCACAAUGCCGCUCAUCGCAAGGGUGUGCAUUAAAGACUCUAUGCUGGGGGACGUGUUCAUUCCCAAAGGACUGGGGGUGAGCGUUAAUGUUGUUGCGCUUCAUCAUGACCGAGAUCUGUGGGGAGAUGAUGUAAAUGAAUUCAACCCAUCCCGCUUCAAGAAUGGUACUGCAACUGCAGCCAAGCAUCCCAUGGCGUUCAUGCCAUUUGCCUAUGGAGUUCGAACCUGCAUUGGAAGGGCCUUCUCUGAGGUGCAGUGCAAAGUAAUCAUUGCUAUCAUCCUUCAGAGAUUCGAGGUUAAAUUGUCCCCAAAUUACCGGCACCACCCAGUCAUUACAGGACCCCUGAUCCCAAAGAAUGGCAUGCCUGUCAUACUCAAGCCAAGGCAGAACUUCUAAGACAACAAAUUUUAAAAUAAAUUUGUCUAGAUAUAAAAACCUUUAUUCAUGUCCAAAAAGCAACACUCGGCAUUUGCUCUGAGAAUCGUGUUACACGGACGGAGGGGCAACAACAUCGAUUACCCUUCCAUGUACAUGUUGGUCAGGAGAAUGUAGCCAGCUGAAUCCAUAGCGGCACUCAUAGCAGCCCGCAACAGAAACCAGCACGAAGGGCAUGUUGUUGAACAGAUCCUUGGCAAAACAAGAAACCUCCCCAUAUUCUUGUCACUGAAAUCUGUCCAGCCUUCUCGUAAGGAUCAUCAUCUUGUGAACAUCCGGCCACCCAUUGUCGAUGCAGUCAACGAUGUGGGAUCUUCUUGUACAGCAGAAUACACUGGAAUUGCCUGCAGAAUACACCAGAAUUGCCUGCAGAAGCUCCUUGCUCUUGUCUCCUCCUUGUAAUGGUGCUCCACACUUGAUCGCCAAGGGAUAGUGAUCUCGCAAGCCGAACAUGCUCGGCCAGAAAUUUUGAACUUGUGAAGCUGCCAUAAGCCCCAGAUGCCCAUUGUGCGCAAAUGCUCCCAGCCUGAUCGUCCAGGCGAUUUCAUCCCACUGCAGCAUCAGAUUCAGCAGAUAUAGCUUGAGAUUCCCAGCGGAUACAUUUGCCACAUAUUCCAAGAGACUACAUCACUUCGAAGAAAUCUCAAAGAACAGGGAUUCAGUCCCCUUCUCGGCAAAUGCCAGAAACAUCAUGGUAAAUAAGACCAGGCU
Messenger RNA from Selaginella moellendorffii, 2328 nucleotides. Its product is annotated as cytochrome P450 734A1. The transcript is spliced from 5 exons. Gene Ontology annotation, molecular function: heme binding; monooxygenase activity; oxidoreductase activity, acting on paired donors, with incorporation or reduction of molecular oxygen. The record is from RefSeq and is a predicted model, not a curated record. NCBI's taxonomy places the organism in Eukaryota, Viridiplantae, Streptophyta, Lycopodiopsida, Selaginellales, Selaginellaceae. The coding region runs from base 64 to 1578 and encodes 504 amino acids.